Molecule: messenger RNA, 1128 nt
Organism: Talaromyces marneffei
Lineage: Eukaryota; Fungi; Ascomycota; Eurotiomycetes; Eurotiales; Trichocomaceae
Exons: 3
Coding region: 1-1128 (375 amino acids)
Biological process (GO): chitin catabolic process; carbohydrate metabolic process
Cellular component (GO): extracellular region
Molecular function (GO): chitinase activity; chitin binding
Source: RefSeq, a predicted model, not a curated record
AUGAAGUAUCUCGUUAUUGCUGGCUUCCUGGCCGCCCAAGCGGCUGCGCUGAGGCAUGUCAUGUAUGUUGACCAAUGGCACCAUUCCAAUCUUCCAUCCAGCGACCUCGUGUCGUCGGUGACACAUGCUAUCAUGGCAUUUGCGCCGUCUGAUAAUUUCCACAGCGGAAGCACAUUCACGCCAUUUGAAUCAAUUGCCACAUUCAGAGCACGGUUCCCAAGCACCACGAAGAUCUUGGUUGCUAUUGGAGGUUGGGGUUACAACGCUGGUUUCUCUGCCGCCGUGUUGAGCGAGACAUCGCGCUCUACCUAUGCGCAAAAUGUUGCAGCCAUGCUGGAGUCGACAGGCCUUGAUGGCGUUGAUAUCGACUGGGAAUAUCCCGGCGGAAAUGGAGCAGACUACAAAUCCAUUCCCAACUCGCAGCGUGCUGACGAAGUGACGACUUUCCCCCUCCUCAUCAGAGCUAUUCGUGACGCUAUUGGUAACGACAAGAUUCUGUCCCUCGCAGCACCUGGACUCAGGCGUGACAUGAUGGGAUUCACCUCGGAUACUGGUCCUGCCGUUUUCGACGUCGUCGACAUGGUCAACAUCAUGACCUACGAUUUGAUGAAUCGUCGCGACAAUGUCACUAAACACCAUACUUGUAUUAAAGACUCUUUGGAGACUGUAAACAACUAUCUCGGCAUUGGCAUGAACGCAACAAAGGGAAAUCUGGGUAUUGCAUUCUACGCCAAAUACUUUACCACCGACCCUUCAUCUGAUUGUGCUACCACCCCAAUCGGUUGUGCAACUGUAUUGCUUGAAGAUGCUAAUGGCCAAGACACUGGAAAGUCUGGUGCAGUUACCUUCGAGACUAACCCCGAGGUUUCGAGCUCCUCUAUUACAUCUUCGUGGAGUAAGGCAAAAUCCAACGGCCUUACUGACGAGGAUGCUGGUGGGCAGUAUUACUGGGACAGAGAUUCACAGCUCUUCUGGACUUGGGAUACCCCUGAGUUGAUAACCCGAAAAUUCACUGAGAUUAUUGCAGCGACUGGUCUGGGCGGUGUCAUGGCAUGGAGCUUGGGUGAAGACAGUAUUGAUUGGAAUGCACUGAAGGCUAUCAACUCUGGUGUUGCAGCUGCUCAGUAG